GGGGGCGAAAGGUGAACUUUGAGACGGGCUGGUAUCGGGGUAAGCUCUACAUUAGCGAAUUACUCGCGCGCGCGCGCGCGCACGCCCGCGGGUCCCUCAACGGUGAACGAUAAAUACACCGAGGGGCAAUCCGGAAAUAUUGUUCGAAGGAUUCCGUAAAAAUCCGUAAAGAAAAAUUUCGUGAACCACCCGCGUCCCGAGGGGGGAAGAACUGGGACGCUAGGCACGGCUAACGCUACGACACGAGGUAUUGUAUGAAUAUUCCUAGGAUAUUUCAGAUAUCGUACGAAUAUUCAACAAUAUCACAUCAUGAUAUCGCACGUAUAUUUGUACGAUAUCACGAUAUUUGUUUGAUAUCACGUGCUAUUAGGGAAGUUCACGAGACUCUCGAAGACACGCUCGAGGAUCGGUUCCGAGUUCUCGCUCGCGUUCAAGGACAAGCGCGGGUCUCGAGGAGGAUUUCUCACGAUUACGACAUUCGCAUAUACACUUACUUGUUUCAUUCUCUCUUUAUGCGUUCUCGGCUCUCGAAUACGAGAUUGCGCGCGGCGGUUGAGGAUUACUCCAGAUUACUCGCGAUCGGAAUUCGCGAUUUCGAGAUACAUACGUGUAUGAAACCGCGUACGCGGCGCCCUCGUUAGGAACGUCGGUGACACUAAUCCCGGUCGUUUCGGGAGGAAAAGCGAAUGGUGGCGCCAUCUAGCGGCGAGCCGGGUACAAACCUCUAACUUUACGUCACUCCGGUUGCUCCGUGCCGCGAAGUGAUAAUCCUAACCUCCAACGGUCUCCACGGAGAGCAAAAGUGUCCGAGAACCUCGUCGCGAAUGACGGGUAUGACAGAUGGCAAUCACUGCGCAUAUUUCGUCGAGCGCAAGAAGCGGUUCUGUCGUAUGACAGUGCGGGAAGGCCGGCGGUACUGCGGCGAGCACCAGCGCGACGCCGCCGACGCCGGGGACGAGAGAGUGCCGUGUCCAUUGGAUCCCACGCACACGUGCUACCGAUCAAGGUUGACGAAACACCUGGGCGUGUGCAACGUCAAGCAAAAGCUGGACGCACGGCCCGCGUUUGUGGUCGAGGGAGCCAACUUGGACGGUGAGACUAUCGCGGCGCCGCCGCGCGUGCCUCUGUCGCAGCUCGACGAGUCCGUCGUCGGAACGGUGAUAAGGAAGAUUCAUGCCGCCUACGAAGAGUUGCCAGAGUUUUCCCAAACAAUUCUGAAGCACGAUGUGCUCCAAGACAAAUUGAACGAUGAAACCUGUGGUAGUAAUAUUAGAAAGCACUUGCUCCAAAAUGCAUCCCUGCUGGGACAUCUGGAGCAAGCUGGCCUCCUGCAAGAUGACACUUGCUUCAUCGAAUUUGGAGCUGGGAAAGCUCAAUUAACAUAUUGGCUGGGGCAGAUUGUAAAGAACAAAUCCAACUCUUGCAUUUUACUAGUCGACCGUUCCAGUCACCGUCAUAAAAAUGACAAUAAACUUAAGAGAGAAGAGAGUUGUCUUGCGAUAAAAAGAAUACGCGCCGACAUCGCUGAUCUGCAGCUAAAUCAAAUCAUGGAAAUCCAGCCAAUCAAGCACAAGGUUGGCAUAGCGAAGCACCUCUGCGGCGCGGCCACUGACUUAACGAUACGUUGCUUGACGAAGUCGAUGGACAGCGAACCCAAAGUCGACGUGCGCGGUCUAAUCGUCGCUUUUUGCUGUCACCACAAAUGCGAGUACACGUCGUACGUGGGCCGGGAAUACUUACAACGAUGCGGCUUCACCGCGGACGAAUUCCCCGUUCUAUGCAGCAUCGUCAGUUGGGCGACCUGCGGCUUGCGUUUGAAGAGCGACGCUCACUCGCCGUAUGAUCCCACGACCACCAACCGGUCCCCGAAAUUGGACGAGCGCGAAGUUAUUGGACGCAAGGCUAAAACGCUGUUGAAUUGGGGUCGCUUGAUCUUUUUGGAGAGCGUUGGAUUUCAAGCCGAGCUGCUUUACUAUACUUCCACGGACGUCUCGUUAGAAAACAUGUGCGUGGUAGCCACGCGAGAACGUUCAUCGUGACUGGAAUAUGUUGCAUUUAUCACCAAUCUAAUCUAGUACGUUCGAUGCGUACGCGGCUCGACUUGCUGCUUUUGUCGCCCAUCUUUCGCGGUACCGCUACGUCCCCGAGGGAAACUGGCACCGACGACGCGAAAAAAGGAAA
Messenger RNA from Solenopsis invicta (red fire ant), 2181 nucleotides. RefSeq names its product tRNA:m(4)X modification enzyme TRM13 homolog. Gene Ontology annotation, biological process: tRNA methylation. Bases 825 to 2039 code for a protein of 404 amino acids. NCBI's taxonomy places the organism in Eukaryota, Metazoa, Arthropoda, Insecta, Hymenoptera, Formicidae. The transcript has 7 exons. The record is from RefSeq and is a predicted model, not a curated record.